GCAUUUGCUAGUCUCGACUUGAAGCCCGAACUGGCCCGGAUCCGCGGCUUUCUUUUGAGGCGGCCAUGGCAUGUUUACCAACAUUUUGCACCGUCGUCCUCUGUAUCUCCUCCUCCAUCGACGAUGUACAACUCCACCGCGAGACGAGCUAAACGUGGUUCGCGGCCUCACCGAGGCUCCCGCGCCGAUGGAAACUUGAGAAUCAAGCCCCUCGGCGGCGGCGGCGGCGGCGGCCGGCGAUCGGAAUUGGAAUCUCCCGAAACGGAGAUUGAUCACCAGUCUCUCCCCUCCACUUCUCUGCAAGGGGCUCGCUCAAGGCCCCGAGGCUCCCGGAACCCGCGGAGCCGCCGGUGGGCGCCGCGCGAUCGGUCGAAUGCUCGGUCCGCCGAGAGCUCCGACGUGGACCAGUCGGAACCGGAGCUGCCGAGCUCGUCGAACCGCGAGGAGAGGCCGGUGAGCGGUGACGACGCGGUUGCGCUGAGCUCUGAUGAGGAAGUGGGCGGAGACGUGGCGGCAAACGGGAGGGAAGCGAGGGAGGUGAGUGGAGCCGUGGACAAUGUUGUGUCGAAGUUGGAGGAGUUGACGUUGGGGAUGGAGGAGCCGGAGUUGGAGGAAGAGCAGCUGAAUUCCAACGAUCAAUUCCAGGAGGACGAGUUGCUUGUGAUGGAAUCAAUAUAUGGAGAUAAUGUCUUUAUCCUUGACCGAAGGCGGGGUUCUCGGUUUUUUAAGAUUUAUAUUGACGUCGAGGUUGCUAAUCAGAUUAGAGUAAUUGCUAGGCUGAAUCCGUCCAGUGAUCUUACCAUCACAAGUGGCAAUUCAGAUGGUUUUUCUUACUCUUUCGAAGUCCAGCACCUUCCUCCAAUUGUGCUGACAUGUCUAUUACCUAAGUCGUACCCCAGUCAUGUUCCUCCUUGCUUUACCAUCUCUGUCCAGUGGUUGGCUCCCAUUAAAAUCUCUAGUUUAUGCUCCAUGCUUGACUCUAUAUGGCAAGAACAACCGGGGCAAGAAGUUGUAUAUCGUUGGGUCGAAUGGCUCCAGAGCUCCUUGCUUUCUUAUCUUGGAUUUGAUGAAAUAGUAGAUCUUGGUCCUUAUGGAGUAAGAGGAACUGGAGAUAAGCGUGCAAUUUCAGGAAGUGUCUCUCCCGAUGUCGAUAUUCCCUCCAUUAGAAGUUAUAAUGAUGGCAAGUGCCACGAGAACUUCUUGAAGAACUUGCAUGAAUGCUGCAUUUGUUUCAGUGAGUAUGCAGGGACGGAGUUCAUCAAAUUGCCAUGUCAGCAUUUCUUCUGCUGGAAAUGUAUGAAGACUUGUGCUGAUUUGCAUGUCAAGGAAGGAACAGUAUACAAGCUUCACUGUCUUGCUUCGGAAUGUGGGGGUAUGGUCCCACCUAGUUUGUUGAAACGGCUACUUGGUGAUGAAGAGUAUGAGCAUUGGGAGUCUUUAAUGUUGCAAAAAUCCCUUGAGUCAAUGUCUGAUGUAGCAUACUGUCCCAGAUGUGAAACACCAUGUAUAGAGGAUGACGAUCAACAUGCCCAAUGCUCAAAAUGCUUCUUCAGCUUUUGCACUCUUUGCAGGGAGAGGCGACAUGUAGGUGUUGAAUGUUUGACACCAGAAGUAAAACUGCGCAUCUUGCAGGAACGCCAAAGUUCAUCCCAACUUAAGGAUGAGCAAAGACGAGUGGAGCGUGAAUUAAUCAAUGAACUUUUAAGUGUCAAGGUAAUCAAUAAGAUUGCCAAACAAUGCCCCUCUUGUAAAAUGGCGAUUUCUCGAACUGAAGGUUGUAACAAGAUGGUAUGCGAAAAUUGUGGGCAGUACUUUUGUUAUUCCUGCAAUAACGCAAUUGAUGGAUAUGAGCAUUUCAGGGAUGGAACAUGUGAACUUUUUCCAGAGCAAGAAAUUCGGCAAUGGGAAGAUCGAAUGAAUGUUCGCCAGUUGGUUGGUCAGGUUCAGGCUGAACCUUUUGCUAAUCACGGCCAGACAUGCCCAAGUUGUCGUCAGUUUAAUGCGAAGAUUGGCAACAACAACCAUAUGUUCUGCUGGGCAUGUCAGACACACUAUUGCUACCUAUGUAAGAAGAUUGUGAGGCGUGCAUCUGAGCACUACGGGCCCAAAGGAUGCAAGCAGCAUACUCCAGGAUAGGCACAAACAUGGACUAUGCGUAAGGCUAUCUUCAAAAAUGAAAAUGCUGCAUGUACUGAAUGAUAAAUAAUUUAACUGCGUUCCUUGAUUUGGAUCGAUGAGAUGGGUUGAUCUGAUCUUGUGCAGUUUUUCAAGUGAAUCCUCUGGAUAAUGCAAAUUGUGGUGUUUGGAGUCAGACAGGACAUCAUCUCUGCCAGAUUUUUCCUGGGCAGCGAGUCCUUGCUUUUGAUUCUUGAACAGACUCGUGGAGUAUAUCCCAAAAAUCAAAAUCAUAAAGAAACAUAUGGAGCGAAGUAUGCAUGUUGCUUCCAGCUUUAUUCUCCACUGUGGAGUGAGUGGACGCAUUUUUUUUGAGUGACGCGGUCAAUGGGUUGCUGAUUGGAACGCAAGAAAUAACGAUUUUCAAUGAUAUGUUUACUUUGGAGAUUUGAUCUCA
Messenger RNA from Rhodamnia argentea, 2572 nucleotides. Its product is annotated as E3 ubiquitin-protein ligase RNF14. Gene Ontology annotation, biological process: ubiquitin-dependent protein catabolic process; positive regulation of proteasomal ubiquitin-dependent protein catabolic process; protein polyubiquitination. Gene Ontology annotation, molecular function: ubiquitin conjugating enzyme binding; ubiquitin protein ligase activity; zinc ion binding. The transcript has 8 exons. The coding region runs from base 124 to 2136 and encodes 670 amino acids. Gene Ontology annotation, cellular component: ubiquitin ligase complex; cytoplasm. NCBI's taxonomy places the organism in Eukaryota, Viridiplantae, Streptophyta, Magnoliopsida, Myrtales, Myrtaceae. The record is from RefSeq and is a predicted model, not a curated record.